This is a messenger RNA of Wyeomyia smithii (pitcher-plant mosquito), 1597 nucleotides long. RefSeq names its product hydroxysteroid dehydrogenase-like protein 2 (gene Hsdl2). The coding region runs from base 203 to 1453 and encodes 416 amino acids. The record is from RefSeq and is a predicted model, not a curated record. NCBI's taxonomy places the organism in Eukaryota, Metazoa, Arthropoda, Insecta, Diptera, Culicidae. The transcript is spliced from 4 exons. Gene Ontology annotation, cellular component: mitochondrion.
UACCGCAAAACGAAAUUAUUAUGUUUCAUCGUACGGUAGUUAGCUGAGCUGGUCGCAGGAGAAAGUCAUCAUAAUAAAAAUUCCGCUACUUGAUGCAUUGUUAUCACUGCAUACGUAAGUUCGAUAUUGUUCUGUUUACAAAGUUUAUGCCACUAUCUGGCGAUUGCAUCCUAAGUUAUCCGGAUCAACAGCAACUACAACAAUGAUCGUUAACACCGGGAAACUAGCUGGCCGAACACUGUUUAUUACCGGCGCCUCAAGAGGAAUUGGAAAAGCGAUCGCCCUGAAAGCAGCUCAAGAUGGUGCCAAUAUCGUGGUAGCUGCCAAGACCGCACAAGCCCAUCCCAAAUUACCUGGAACGAUAUACACAGCUGCCGCUGAAAUUGAGGCGGCCGGUGGAAAAGCGCUGCCAUGCAUUGUAGAUGUUCGGGAUGAGGAUGCUGUGCGGGCCGCAAUCAAGAGCGCAGUGGAUAAAUUCGGCGGGAUAGAUAUUGUAGUGAACAAUGCUAGUGCAAUCUCACUCACGCCAACGGAACAGACCGACAUGAAGCGCUACGAUCUGAUGCAUAACAUCAAUACUCGGGGUACCUUUUUAGUGUCUAAAGAAUGCAUUCCGUAUUUGAAGAAAAGCAACCAUGCACACAUUCUAAACAUUUCACCGCCCUUGAAUAUGAAUCCUCUCUGGUUUGGCAAUCAUGUGGCCUAUACCAUGGCGAAGUAUGGAAUGUCCAUGUGUGUCCUUGGUAUGGCCAGGGAAUUCAAAGGCGAUAACAUCGCAAUUAACGCGUUGUGGCCUAGAACUGCCAUCUACACAGCAGCGAUGGAGAUGUUGACCGGCAAAGAAAGUGAUCAAUUUUCACGUAAGCCGGAAAUAAUGAGCGAUGCGGCCUACGCUAUCCUCUGCAAAGAACCUAGAAAUUGUAGUGGAAAUUUCUACAUCGAUGAUGAAAUAUUAAAAGCGGAAGGAGUUACCGAUUUCAAACAGUAUGCAUGCGUUCCGGAGAAUGCUGAUAAACUGAUGGCAGACUUUUUCUUGGAUGUUGAACCAGAAAAACUGAUAGAAUUCGCUGCUGAAGGUAGCCACGCUGCGUCGUUGAAGAAAUCAGCGGAACCAGCAGGUAAAAUCGAGGGCUUAUUCAAGAAAAUUGAAUCGCUGCUCAGUGAUGAAAUUAUUAGCAAAACCAGAGCGGUUUAUGAGUUCAACGUGAAAGGGGAUGAAGCGGGAAUUUGGUUUGCCGAUCUCAAAAAUGGAGCAGGGAAAGUAGGUAAGGGUAAACCGCCGGUAGACGCCGAUGCCACCCUUACGAUGGACUCGAAGCACUUCUUCGACAUGUUCAGCGGAAAGCUGAAGCCCGCGAGUGCCUUCAUGACGGGCAAACUGAAGAUCAAGGGUGAUUUGCAGAAGGCAAUGAAACUAGAAAAGCUGAUGGGUGGUUUGAAAGCGAAGCUGUGAAUAAAUCCUAGCUUUGGUAAUGGUGAAACGGAACAGUAAGCGCCAGUUUGAAGGUCCGUCAUAUAUCAGUAACUACGGAACAGGCAUUUUAAUCGAGAACGGCCAAUUUUGGUGCAAUUUAAUAAAAUAAACAUAUGGAUUGUG